UGCUUCACGCAAAACGUGUGGUUUUAAAUUCUCAGCCUGAAAUUUUGCAUAUCGGAAAAUAUCUUCUCUCUCUCUUCUACCAAUUCGCCGUUCCUCCGUUUCUCCCCACUCGUCGAUGUUGUUAUCUUCAAUUUCUCUGCCGUUCUUCAAUGUCUUCCUCCAUUACUCUUCCUCUCAAUCCUUCUCUUCAUCUCAGAUCACAGCCGCUCUUCCCCUUCACUCUCCAAAUCUUCCCCUCUCCCAAGAUUUCAUCUCGUUCUUUUGCCAAUUCCGUCGCCUGUCACUCUCUCAAUCCUGCUGGCAACGACCGCGAGGAGGUGCGAUGGCUUCGGGAGGAGCAGCGGUGGCUUCGCGAAGAGGAACGGUGGAUCCGAGAAGAGCAGCGCUGGACCAGAGAACGCGAGUCGCUUCUGCAGGGAAUUGCUGAGCUUAAGCUGCAAAUUCAAGCGCUAGAACGCCGAAACUCCAUACAAGGAGGAGCGGUUUCGGUGUCGGAGACUAUAGCGAAUAUCGCCGGUCUGUUACAGGCGUUGAAGGACAAGAAUCUGAUCGCCGAGAGCGGGCCGACCGCGAGUCACAUAUUGUUGGACGAGAGCAGUCGGGAAGAAGACGUGGAGAUAGAGAAGAAGGAAAUUGUUGAAGAAGUUGCUAGGUUUUCCGAUGGAAUUAAAGCAGAGAAAGAGGUGAAGAGUGAGAGGAAGUCUUUGAGAAAUGGAUCGGAAGGAGCGGAGGUCCUAGCGAUGCAGGAAGCAUUGCUAAGGUUAGGAUUUUACUCUGGUGAGGAAGACAUGGAAUUUUCAAGUUUCUCCAGUGGAACUGAACGUGCCGUUAAAACUUGGCAAGCCGCCUCAGGUUUUCCUGAAGAUGGUAUAAUGACUGCAGAGCUCCUUGAGAUUUUAUUCAAGGGGAAAUUAACUGAGAGUACUGGAUCAGAUGCCAAAACAGAUCAACAAGGGAAUAUCCCAACAGAUCAGAAAGAAGCUGAGAAUGGAGCUAUUGUUAAUUCAAAAACUGAAAUUUCAGAGAUUCAGAAGACAGUAGUAAAAGAAGGCGGCGGCGCAAAUUUAGAGUUGUCCCAACAGCGAGUUUUUCUCAUUGGUGAGAACCGAUGGGAGGAUCCCUCUCGACUUCGUAGUUCAAAUGGAAAAGCUUCUGAUGGGAAGACUAAAGGCGUACUUAACAAGUGUCGUACUUGCCGUGGGGAGGGUCGUCUGUUAUGCACAGAAUGCGAUGGAAGUGGUGAGCCGAAUAUCGAACCACAGUUCCUUGAAUGGGUAGAUGAAGGAACAAAAUGCCCAUAUUGCGAAGGCCUUGGUUAUACAAUAUGCGACGUAUGUGAAGGGAAGACAGUGACAUAGGUAUGCCUACUCAUCCGUUGUAAAUAAUGGCUAUUAAUUGUUCACCUAUUAAUAUCUUAUCCAGAUUUGUUAUACCUCUAAAUAAGGUGAUGGUUAAUAUUUUUUUCAUUCUCCACCAUAGCAUGAUGUUUGGGCAAAAUCGUUGGAAAUUAGAUAAUUUAAUUAACUUUAAAAUCUCUAAUGAAGACUACGUCAAGAUUUGUCUGAAA
Momordica charantia (bitter melon) is the source of this 1567-nucleotide messenger RNA. RefSeq names its product plastid transcriptionally active 5 (gene PTAC5). Gene Ontology annotation, molecular function: protein disulfide isomerase activity. Gene Ontology annotation, biological process: chloroplast organization. Gene Ontology annotation, cellular component: chloroplast. The record is from RefSeq and is a predicted model, not a curated record. Lineage: Eukaryota; Viridiplantae; Streptophyta; Magnoliopsida; Cucurbitales; Cucurbitaceae.